ACGCGGCGGCUGCAGCAGCAGGCAGGAGGCUCCGGCCCUUCCGGGGAGCGGCGGGUCGGACACGCGGUCGGCUCGUGCCGCUGCGGAGCGAAUCCCGGGCCCCGGGUCGGGAAAUUGGAGCCAAGAACUCCUAUCUCCUUCCUGUCCCGCAGAAAUGGUUCAGCUCCAUGUGAAGCGUGGUGACGAGAGCCAAUUCCUGCUGGAAACAACAUGCGGCAUCUCCAUGGAAGACUUAACGCAACAAGUCACCAGGAUCUACAAUAGCAGGCUCAAAGUGCAGCGUAUUUGCUCAGAAAUGGAGGAACUGGCAGAACAUGGUGUCUUCUUGCCUCCUAAUAUGCAAGGACUGACGGAUGAACAGAUUGAAGAUUUGAAAUUAAAGGAUGAAUGGGCAGAUAAAUGUUUACCAAGUGGUGGAAGUGUCUUUAAAAAGGAUGAAAUUGGACGAAGGAAUGGACAUGCUCCAAAUGAAAAAAUGAAAGAAGUUUUAAAAAAGACAGUAGAGGAAGCUAAAGCACAAAUAUCUAAGAAACAAGUUCAAGCUAACAUAUGUGUUAAUAUGGAGAUGGUGAAAGAUGCACUGGACCAGCUCCGAGGAGCUGUAAUGAUUGUUUAUCCGAUGGGAUUGCCUCCACAUGAUCCAAUUAGAAUGGAGUUUGAAGAUAAAGAAGACUUGUCGGGAACUCAUGCUGGACUUGAGGUUAUUGAAGAGUCUGAAGCACAAUUGUGGUGGGCAGCAAAGGAGUUAAAAAGAACAAACAAACUUUCAGACUUUGUGGGCAAAAAUGAAAAAACUAAAAUCAUUGUCAAGAUACAGAAAAAAGGACAAGGUGCCCCAUCACGUGAACCUGUGAUAAGUAAUGAAGAGCAAAAACAGAUGAUGCUGUAUUAUCACCGGAAGCAGGAGGAACUCAAGAAAUUAGAAGAAAAUGAUGACGACUCCUAUUUAAAUUCAGAAUGGGCAGACAGUCAUGCUUUGAAAAGACAGUUUCAUGGUGUAAAAGAUAUUAAGUGGGGACCGAGAUGAAGCUCUCCAAACAGACUUUGCCCCUUUAGAAAUAAAUAAAAAAUUGACCCACCCUUAUUAUGUAUAUGACAAGCAUAUUAGUAGACCUCAGUUAGUAUUUGUGACAAGUGUUGAAAUUUCCAGUUUCAUAGUAGAGGUUCAUUUUAAGCUUGAGUUUUUUAAUGAAAACUUCACAUUUCUAUUUACUGUCUAUAGCAGGACUCUUCUGUACUUAUGUAGAUUACACAUAAAUUUUCAUAAUUCUAUUUUUACAAAUGUUUGUAACUAGAAUAUUUCUUAAAUUAUUUUGCAGACAGCAUUCAUAGCUAAUAAAAAAAUAACUAGAUGGUUGUGCUGGUAGCCUUAAAGUUUUCUUCUUUAUUUUGAACAUCAGUUUUCAUGUAUACCAUCUUGAAUCAAUGCAAAUUCAGUGGUGGUAAUUAUUUAUUUGUAUCUUAACAAGGUUAAUUUUAAGCUGUCAGUUUUUAAAUGAAUGGAUUUUUGUUAGCAAUUCUUUAAACAAAGUAGUUUUGUUUGAACACUGAUAAAAUGAAACUUUUUUGUAUGCUUCAGUUUCAGUCCACAUUUUCCUCAUUUUUCACUGAUACUUAUUUUUCUUUUAAAAUGGCGAGCAAGGAACUGAGCCCAGUUAAUAUUAUCUUGUUUUCAUGUAUCAUCAUUUUCAUGUAUAGACUGAAGGAAAUCCAAUAGUAAAUGGUAAGCAUCACUCUGAAUAGGAAUGAGACAAUGCAAUAGUUGUGUCUAUGUGAAGGUGAAAUAUUUAGAAUUGUAAGUAAGCUCUGCUUUGGAAAAUGUUACAGUGGCUAUCAAUAUCACAUUUUCUUUCAAACAGAUACUUUUUAUUUUAACAUUUAUUAUAAAAGUGGCCAGUUAUAAUUGAGUUUCCACUAUAAGCUUGAUUUUAGCCCCUCUCUGAAAUCCCCACAAGUAGUUAUAUCACUCUCAAAGUUCAUAGCAGUAAGUCUGGGUUCAAGGUACAGGGUUGUAGUUGUUUAUCAGAUUUAAAAUGAACUGGACAUGGGGCUUCUGAAUUACGGCACCCUUCAAAUAGGGAUGUUCACGAGAGUUUACUUGUUGUCAAGUGGAAAAGGAAGAUAAAACCCAGUUAUUGGAUUCUGCUAGCUGAAAUCCAAUGCACAGUGCCAAAGAUUAUUUGAUUACAAUCAAAUUUGAAAAUGUAAUUUUUUCAGUAGGAAAAUUGCUGUGGGUCAUUGACUCUGACAAAUUUAGGAUGUCAAAUGAUGGCUGGAGAGCUGUUCUUUCAUUUGUUAACUAAAAUUUAAAAGGAAGUAUAGCCCUUCUUAACUUUCAAUAUAUAACUCUAGUCAUUUAGGGAGGGUUACCAAUGGGAGGAGAAUUUUUUUCACCAAGACUGAAGUUAAGACAACCUGUUUGUAAAUUAACCCACUUUAAAGGAAAGUAGUCUCCACAGUAACCAAUUUUUAUUGAGAAAUCUUAUGUAUGUAUUUAAAUAAGUCAGCAAAAAGAAUAGAGUACUCCUUUACAGUAGUAAUAAAAAUCCUAUCAUAGAUUCUCAA
Gopherus flavomarginatus (Mexican gopher tortoise) is the source of this 2565-nucleotide messenger RNA. It is a transcript of the gene CFAP298, whose product is annotated as cilia and flagella associated protein 298. Bases 155 to 1027 code for a protein of 290 amino acids. The record is from RefSeq and is a predicted model, not a curated record. NCBI's taxonomy places the organism in Eukaryota, Metazoa, Chordata, Testudines, Testudinidae. Gene Ontology annotation, biological process: regulation of cilium movement. The transcript has 8 exons.